AUGCCUCGUGUAGCAAACAAGGUUCAUCGCCGUUCCAACGGCAACACCACCCCUCAUAAGAACUCCCCCGUCAAGAUUCCCCUCAACGAUGAUAUGGUCGAGAAAGCGGCCCGCAUCGGGGCACGCCAGGCGCAGUAUGAUCGUCAGAUGAGCCAGAUUAAAGCUGCUGUCAAAACCCCGAUGCCUCCGCGGCGAUACACAACACAUGACCGCGAUGGAAGCGAAAGUCCAGGAACCCCGCGCGGAUCGAGCCACCGCGGUCGCGGAAGCGAUGUGAAUGGCCGCGGUGUUACCCCCAUGAAGCGUGUGCCCAUUCUGGCCAAUUUCGAAGAGUGGAUGAAGAUGGCGACCGAUAACAAGAUCAAUGCGAACAACUCCUGGAACUUCGCUCUUAUCGAUUAUUUCCACGACAUGUCUCUCUUGAAGGAGGGAGACGGUGUGAAUUUCCAAAAGGCUAGUUGCACCCUCGAUGGGUGUGUUAAGAUUUACACAAGUCGAGUGGACAGUGUCGCAACGGAAACUGGACGGCUGCUGAGUGGCUUGGCCGAUAGCCGUGAUAAGAGAGGGCGUGAUAAUGAUGCCGAAGGCGAAGAGGGUGACGACGAUGAGGAGGGUGAGGAUGGGGCGCCGCGCAAAUCGCGCAAGAAGACACGAUCUCACGAGGCUACAUUGGCUCCGUCAUUUUCAUCAUUACAACUGAAGAAGUUUGAGCUAGAAUUUGCCGUGGAUCCGCUCUUCAAGAAGGCGUCUGCCGACUUCGAUGAAGGAGGCGCAAAGGGCCUGUUGCUCAACCACCUGGCCAUCGAUAGUUUCGGACGAAUUGUUUUCGACAGCAGCGACGAUGCUGUGGAUGAAUCCUCAAAGACGGCAGAGGGAGAGGACGACGGACAGAACUCUACCGACCCAGAAUCACAAGCCGAUGAUCAAACGAAGCCCGCCCCUCAGACCGCAAGCGACACAUUCGAGGACGACCCCGAUAUUGAUCUUGGUACGCUGGCAAGCCAAUUUUUCCCAGAUCUGGAUCGUCUCGGGGAGCAGGAUAUCUGUCCUUCCCUCAAAAACCUUGACUUGGGAGACCCAGCUGGAACACUGGAUAUCCCACUUCUCAAGGCACCCGAGGAUUGGCGGCAUGAUAAGAACAACGAAGGUGAGGGCGACGAUCCUUCGGGCAUCAUGCUUGAUGACGACAACGCUGUUGGCUUUGAUGAUGAUGACGCCUCACUGGCUGGUUUCGACCUGACUGGUGACGCUGGCUUCGGUGACGGAGGAGAGGCGUGGGCAAGAGAGGCCGCUUUAGAACCGAUGCUCAAGGUUCACCGAUUAGAGGAUGGCGAUGGCGACGGCGAUGAAGACAUGGACCGUGAAGAUGCUUAUGCCGUUACUAUGUCUCAUCAGCCGAGCAAACAGGACCACGAGAACAUUCUCAGUUACUUCGAUAAUGCACUCCAGAAGAACUGGGCCGGUCCAGAACACUGGAAGAUUAAGAGGAUCAAAGAGCACACGGCAGCCAGCACAUCUGCCCCCAAGCCACGAAAAGAGAAGGAGCCUUUCGAGAUUGACUUUGGAGCACCUUUGGAUCAUGCCAUUGCCGAGUUGAUCUAUACUCCCGCCAGCUCCAACUCGGCUGUCUCACUACCAAAAACACAAUGGAAAACAAAGGGACGAAACCUGCUCCCUGAUGACAAGCACUUUAACUCACGCAAUCUGCUUCGACUUUUCCUCAAGCCCAAGGCGCGCAUGGGCUCGAAGAAGCUUUUGGGCAGGCGAGCAGCUCCCCGCCCGGAGCAAACUUCUGGAAAUGGUGACAUGGACGAGGCUUUCUGGGCGAAUCACAAGGUGGAGGAUACUGGCGAUCAGGAUGGUGUCGCUGGUGCCUAUGAUGCCAACUUCUUUGCUGAUGACGAUGGCCUUGCUUUCCCCAAUGGCAUGGACAUGGACGAUGAGGACGAUAACAUGCCAUUUGCCGAUGCUCGAGAGAUGUUGUCUCCGCCGACUGACGGGCUCUCUGGCACAUCAGCCGGAGACGGUAGCUCACAAACUGGCCUCACUGCACUACUGAAUAUGGUUGGAGCUACUCCUGGAAAGCCUGGUGGUGGGUAUGGCUCUCAGCUGGUAACCCAGGGCGGCCGUCGUGCGCGCCCGGAUUACGUCAAUUAUGCCCGUGUCGCUAAAAAGGUGGAUGUGCGACGACUCAAGACCGAGAUGUGGAAGGGAAUGGGCGAGCGUCUGAUUGCCACCACCGACUUUGGCGCUGCGUCGCAGCCCGAAGUUAUGUCUAGUGAACCACCAGCCGAGCCCGAGAGUGAAGCUGACGCCCCCGAGCCGCCAACACCACAGACAAGUAGCCCUGACCGCAGGGACGACAGACUACGGUUCACCCAGAUUAUGAACUCUCUGAAGACCGUCUACCCCAACGAAACACUGCGUGACAUCAGUACGUCCUAUGGUUUCAUUUGUCUUCUCCAUCUGGCCAACGAGGAAGGCCUUGUAUUGGAGAGCGAUAUGCAGAAAAUAGCCGACGGAGCUUGUAGUCUGGAAGAGAUCUUUGUCAGUCGAGAUGUUAACGCCGUCCGCGAUGAAGGGGGUGUCAUGCUGUGA
Penicillium longicatenatum is the source of this 2598-nucleotide messenger RNA. RefSeq names its product condensin subunit BRN1. The transcript has 3 exons. The record is from RefSeq and is a predicted model, not a curated record. Gene Ontology annotation, biological process: mitotic chromosome condensation. Gene Ontology annotation, cellular component: condensin complex. Lineage: Eukaryota; Fungi; Ascomycota; Eurotiomycetes; Eurotiales; Aspergillaceae. Bases 1 to 2598 code for a protein of 865 amino acids. Gene Ontology annotation, molecular function: chromatin binding.